Messenger RNA from Syngnathus typhle (broad-nosed pipefish), 1370 nucleotides. It is a transcript of the gene ppp1r3c2a, whose product is annotated as protein phosphatase 1 regulatory subunit 3C2, duplicate a. Gene Ontology annotation, biological process: regulation of glycogen biosynthetic process. The transcript is spliced from 3 exons. Bases 290 to 1084 code for a protein of 264 amino acids. The record is from RefSeq and is a predicted model, not a curated record. Gene Ontology annotation, cellular component: protein phosphatase type 1 complex. Gene Ontology annotation, molecular function: glycogen binding; protein phosphatase 1 binding. Lineage: Eukaryota; Metazoa; Chordata; Actinopteri; Syngnathiformes; Syngnathidae.
AGUUUGACGUCGGCUUGGAAAUGUGUGAGCGGGAGAAAGGAGGAGAUGCCAUGGUAAUGUUAGACUGAGGUUUUGAAAACUGCUCUCUUACCUCAGAUGUAGUUUAGGGGCAGGACAUGAUGAAGCAGGUUCAUUGGAACUCCCACUGGAGGUUCAACCUCAAACUUCUCAUGUGAGCUAAGGUGAGAGCAGAGUUUGGUUCCGUCUAUCUCUCACUGAUGAAACUUUUCAGUGGAUGACUUGGAAUUGACGGAAAUACUAUGGCGGAUUGAUUGAUUAUAGUUUGGAAAUGAAUUGCACAAGAGUCCUGCCCACCUUUGGCAGUCACCCUCAGUCAACUGGGAUGCCAGUCGACCUCGCCAUGUGCUUAAGUCUGAGCCAGCGUCGAAGACUUUACCAACUUCUAUCCAUGAAACCUACUUUGCGUUAUAAUCCUCCCACUGGCAGUCCGCUGAGAACCAGCUUUCACUCUUCCAAUCAACCUUCUUCCUCCCAGUCAUCUUCACCCUCACCCUCUGAUCUUCAGAGCUGCCUCCUCAGGAAAGCCGGAAAGCCGGGCAAAAAGCGUGUUGUGUUUGCCGACUCCAAAGGACUUGCCCUCACUGCGGUACAUCUAUUGAUGCCUGAUACUGAACCGCCCGAUCCAACCGUGAUACAGAACCACAAGUAUCGUCUGGGCUUCCCUCAGCCGUCACUCGACUCCAAAGCGUUCCUGACACGCCUGCGAGAGACAAACAUACAGUUGGAAAGCUGCAACGUUUCCGAAUGUUCCCUAAGCGGCAAAGUGCACGUCUGCCACGGGAACAGCGACAAGGCGGUCCACUUAAGGCUCACCUUUGACUCCUGGCAGCACCACUUUGACACUCCAUGCAAGUUCUUACAACAGCAGCGGUGUCUCGGUUUCGAUGUGGAUGUUUUUACCUUCGAGCUGAGCUUACCUCAGAACCUUGACCUGAUCGAGGAGAUCGAGUUCUGCGUGUCUUUCAGGCCUGGAUGCGGCACUUCUAUGCACUGGGACAACAACAGAGGAAAAAAUUACAAAGUGUACUUGGAAAAAGACGAAAAGGACGGGUUACCAUUUUGACCCUCUUAUGUCCUCGGGUAUUCAGAACCACGGCCAUGUAAGUUACUUCAGAGGAGGUUGUUGAAUCUGAGUGGAAUGGAGAUCCCUUUGUUCAAAUGAUUAGACCAGGUGACAGCAGUCCACUCGAAAGAGCUACGAAGACAUAUAAAUAAUGGAUAUGAGGAAUAUGUCUUGUGAAAUCUGCACACUUGGGCGGAUGUUGUAAAAUGCUGUAACUCAGCUACCCUGCUGGAAUGUGAAUAUUUAAACGUGUUGAAUUGAUAAUAAAGCUCUUGUCACCAGUAAA